GGGAGGGGAAUGAGCAAGAGAGGGAGGCUGGAGGCCAGGGCCCGCCCCACGCAGCCACUCCAGCGCCUCUGAGCAGCCACAGGGGUAAAGUCCUGUCACCCCCAGGAUCCGGUCACUGGGGAGAACGGAUAAGGAGACCAGAGAAGGGCCAGCUGGGGCGAGGGGGCGGAGGCCCAGGAAGCAGCAUCUGAGAGGGGCAGGGACCAGGCGCAGGAGGCCCGAGGGGCACAGAGAACAAACUCCUCUCAGAGGUGGAGAAGAGAAGAGCGGAAGGAACCGAGGGAGGGACAGACAGGAGCCUGAGGAGGAAAGAGGAGGGGAGGAGAGGGGUCAGGCCAGGAGGCCAAGGAGGAGGUGUGUGGCCCUGGGCUGCCAUCAGGAAGCUGGGGACAGGACCCGACUCUCAGCUCAGCGGGCAUCCUCGCUCCAGGCAGAGGCGCCAGUGGUCGGGUGGGAUGUGCCUCUGAGGGCCACAGCCGAGCGCCCCCACCAUGGCCCCCAGGACCCUCUGGAGCUGCUACCUCUGCUGUCUGCUGACCACAGCUGUGGGGGCAGCUAGCUACCCUCCUCGCGGUUACAGUCUCUACACGGGGAACAGCGGGGCCCUCAGCCCUGGGGGGCCCCAGCCCCAGAGUGCUCCCCGGCCUGCCAGCCGCCACAGGAACUGGUGUGCGUACGUGGUGACUCGGACAGUGAGCUGUGUCCUUGAGGAUGGAGUGGAGACCUUCGUCAAGCCCGACUACCAGCCCUGUGGCUGGGGCCAGCCCCAGUGUUCCCGCAGCAUCAUGUACCGCAGCUUCCUCCGCCCUCACUACCGCGUGGCCUACAAAACGGUGACAGAUAUGGAGUGGAGGUGCUGUCAAGGGUAUGGGGGUGAGGACUGUGCCGAGAGUCCCGGCCCAGCACUGGGUCCUGCACCUCCCACGCCACGCCCCCGGCUCCGGCCCGGUCGCCCCAACCUUUCUGGCUCUAGUGCGGGCAGCCACCUGAGUGGACUAGGGGGGGAAGGUCCUGGGGAGUCAGAGAAGGUACAGCAGCUGGAGGAGCAGGUACAGAGCCUGACAAAGGAGCUUCAGGGCCUUCGGGGUGUACUGCAGGGACUGAGUGGGCGCCUGGCAGAAGAUGUCCAGAAGGCUGUGGAGACAGCCUUUAAUGGGAGGCAGCAGCCAGCAGAUGCCGCUGCCCGCCCCGGUGUGCACGAAACCCUCCAUGAGAUCCAGCAGCAGCUGCAGCUCCUGGACAACCGCGUUUCCACCCACGACCAGGAGCUAGGUCAUCUCAACAACCAUCACAGUGGUGGUGGCGGCAGUGGCGGCAGGGCCCUGGACCCAACCCCAGCCCCUCCUGGCCACAGCGAGCAGCUGCUGCGGGAGCUGGAGCAGCGACUGCAGCAGUCCUGCUCUGUGUGUUUGGCGGGGCUGGAUGGCUUCCGCCGGCAGCAGCAAGAUGACAGAGAGCGGCUCCGAGCACUGGAGAAGCUACUGGCCUCCAUGGAGGAGGGGCAGCGGCAGCUCGCUGGGCAGGUCCUGGGCCGCAGGCCCCCUCAGGAAUGCUGCCCUCCAGAGCUGGGCCGGCGACUGGCAGAUCUGGAGCGGAGGCUGGAGGUCGUGGCUGGCUCAGUGACAGUGUUGAGUGGGCGGCGAGGCACCGAGCUGGAAGGAGCAGCCGGGCAGGGAGGCCAUCCCCCAGGCUAUACCAGCUUAGCAUCCCGCCUCUCUCGCCUGGAGAACCGAUUCAAUUCCACCCUGGGUCCCUCAGAGGAGCAGGAAGAAGGCUGGCCUGUGCGUCCUGGGGGACUGGGACACUGGCUGCCUGCUGCCCGGGGCCGACUAGAGAAGCUGGAGGGGCUGCUGGCCAAUGUGAGUGGGGAGCUGGGUGGACGGCUAGACCUGCUGGAAGAGCAGGUGGCAGGGGCUGUACAGGCAUGUGGGCAGCUCUGCUCUGGGGCCCCAGGGGAGCAGGACUCCCAGGUCAGUGAGAUCCUCAGUGCCUUGGAGCGCAGGAUGCUGGACAGCGAGGGACAACUGCGGCUGGUGGGCUCAGGACUGCACAAGGUGGAAGAAGCUGGAGAGGGCCGGCAGACCAUACUGGAGGGACUGCAAGGGGUCAUAGGCCAGCUCCAGAGUCGUGUCGAUGCGCAAGAUGAGACAGCUGCAGAGUUCACACUUCAGCUGAAUCUCACAGCUGCACGGCUGGGUCAACUGGAGGGCCUGCUGCAGGCCCGUGGGGAUGAGGGCUGUGGGGCCUGCGGUGGUGUCCAAGAGGAACUGGGCCGCCUUCGGGACGGUGUGGAGCGCUGCUCCUGCCCUCUGCUUCCCCCACGGGGCCCUGGGGCCGGCCCAGGUGUUGGGGGGCCAAGCCGUGGGCCUCUGGAUGGCUUCAGUGUGUUCGGGGGCAGCUCAGGCUCAGCCCUACAGGCCCUGCAAGGAGAGCUCUCUGAGGUUAUUCUUACCUUCAGCUCCCUCAAUGACUCAUUGCAUGAGCUCCAAACCACUGUGGAGGGCCAGGGCGCUGAUCUGGCUGACCUGGGAGCCACCAAGGACCGCAUUAUCUCUGAGAUUAACAGGCUACAGCAGGAGGCCACAGAGCAUGUUACAGAGAGUGAAGAGCGCUUCCGAGGCCUGGAAGAGGGUCAGGCACAGGCUGGCCAGUGCCCCAGCCUAGAGGGACGACUGGGCCGUCUUGAGGGAGUCUGUGAGCGAUUGGACACGGUGGCUGGGGGGCUGCAGGGCCUACGUGAGGGCCUUUCGAGACACGUGGCUGGGCUCUGGGCUGGGCUACGGGAAACCAACAGCACCAGCCAGACACAGGCAGCCCUGCUGGAGAAGCUGCUGGGGGGGCAGGCCGGCCUGGGCAGGCGGCUUGGUGCUCUGAACAGUUCCCUACUGCUCCUGGAGGACCGACUUCACCAACUCGGCCUGAGGGACCUCACUGGGCCUGCAGGUGAGGCUGGGCCCCCAGGGCCUCCUGGAGUGCAGGGACCCCCAGGCCCUGCUGGACCUCCAGGACUUCCGGGCAAGGAUGGACAAAAGGGGCCCAUCGGGCCACCAGGUCCCCAAGGUGAACAGGGAGUGGAAGGGGCUCCAGCAGCCUCUGUGCCCCGGGUGGCCUUUUCAGCUGCCCUGAGUUUGCCCCGGUCUGAACCAGGCACGGUGCCCUUCGACAGAGUCCUGCUCAACGAUGGGAACUACUAUGAUCCAGUGACUGGCGUGUUCACCGCGCCGCUGGCCGGUCGCUACUUGCUGAGUGCGGUGCUGACUGGUCAUCGGCAUGAGAAAGUGGAGGCUGUGCUGUCCCGCUCCAACCUGGGCGUGGCCCGCAUAGACUCAGGUGGCUACGAGCCUGAGGGCCUGGAAAAUAAGCCGGUGGCUGAGAGCCAGCCCAGCCCGGGCGCCUUGGGCGUCUUCAGCCUCAUCCUGCCUCUGCAGGCCGGGGACACGGUCUGCAUCGAUCUGGUCAUGGGGCAGCUGGCGCACUCUGAGGAGCCGCUCACCAUCUUCAGCGGAGCCCUGCUUUACGGGGACCUGGAGCUAGAACAGGCGUAGACACGAGGCCGGGGCCGACCAGCCCGAAGUGUCUACGCCUGCCAAAGAGCCAGCGGGGGCGGCGGGCUCCCCUUCCCGGACGGGGCGCCAUCCGGGCACCCCAGCCUCGGGCGAGUCGCAGUCUCUGGACCCGUCGCAGCACAGGCUCCCAGAGCUGCCUCCUCCCCACGAACGGAGCGCAUCGGGUUGGGGUCUCCAGAGUCUCCUCGUCUGGACUUUUGGCCUGAUCACAUUCCCUUGCAGGACCCGGGCUGUGGAGGAGCCGAUCCUGGCACCCUUUGCUCCCCGCAAUUGGCAUCUAGGCCGAUUCCCUGGGUUCCAGGGCUUUCCCGAGGGUGCUCCGGCCCCCACCGCCAUACUAAACUAUUCAGGAAUAAAGACACUUGGUUUUUAUAAAAAAACAAACAAAACAAAA
Messenger RNA from Pteropus alecto (black flying fox), 3960 nucleotides. It is a transcript of the gene EMILIN1, whose product is annotated as elastin microfibril interfacer 1. The transcript is spliced from 8 exons. The record is from RefSeq and is a predicted model, not a curated record. Lineage: Eukaryota; Metazoa; Chordata; Mammalia; Chiroptera; Pteropodidae. Gene Ontology annotation, molecular function: protein binding; extracellular matrix constituent conferring elasticity. The coding region runs from base 492 to 3545 and encodes 1017 amino acids.